Molecule: messenger RNA, 5900 nt
Organism: Cydia fagiglandana
Lineage: Eukaryota; Metazoa; Arthropoda; Insecta; Lepidoptera; Tortricidae
Gene: brp
Product: myosin-1B
Exons: 16
Coding region: 425-5338 (1637 amino acids)
Biological process (GO): regulation of synaptic plasticity; maintenance of presynaptic active zone structure; neuromuscular synaptic transmission
Cellular component (GO): cytoskeleton of presynaptic active zone
Molecular function (GO): structural constituent of presynaptic active zone
Source: RefSeq, a predicted model, not a curated record
AGGCAAGCUGUAUCUUCGGGAAUACGCCGAGGACGAGCGGCCGCCGUGCCGGGAGGAGUGGCGCCGGUCGGAGUGGACCGGCGGCGCGCGCGGCCGCCUGCCGCAAGUAGACCGCUCUCCCUCGCGGCGCAGCCCUUACCUCGCCAGGGACGAUGAGCCGUCGCCAGCGCCGGAUGAGCGCGGGCGCUCCGCCUCCGCCGGCGCCCACCACCGCGCGCGCCCGCGUCCGCUCCGCUACCAGUCCCUGGAGCGCGACUACGACCGCUCCUACGCGCCGCCGCCGCCCCCCGAGGAUGACUACUACCGGCGCGAACCUCCCCCCCUCUUCCUUGGAGAGCUGCAAUCUCAGAAUUCCGAUCUCCAACGGGAGCUGGGGAACCUCAAGAAGGAGCUGGAAUUGACCAAUCAGAAGCUCGGGUCCAGCAUGCACAGCAUAAAGACCUUCUGGAGUCCCGAGCUGAAGAAGGAGCGGGCGCUGCGCAAGGAGGAGAGCGCGAAGUACAGCCUUAUCAACGACCAACUGAAACUGCUCAAUCAAGAAAACCAGAAACAAGCCAUGCUAGUCCGCCAACUAGAAGAGGAACUUCGACUACGCAUGCGUCAGCCUGCGCCUGAACUCCAACAACAGCUGGAAGCGCUGUUCGCUGAGAACGAACAUCUGCAGAGGGAGAUAGCGAUAUUGAGGGAUACCAUUAAGGAACUCGAGCUAAGGAUCGAAACACAGAAGCAGACGUUGCAAGCGCGAGACGAAAGCAUCAAGAAGCUUCUAGAAAUGCUGCAGAACAAGGGGAUGGGUAAAGAGGAAGAGCGGCAGAUGUUCCAACAGAUGCAGGCCAUGGCACAGAAGCAGUUGGAUGAGUUCCGGCUGGAGAUCCAGCGGCGGGACCAGGAGAUCCUGGCGAUGGCGGCGAAGAUGAAGGCGCUGGAGGAGCAGCACCAGGACUACCAGCGCCACAUCGCCGUGCUCAAGGAGUCGCUGUGCGCCAAGGAGGAGCACUACAGCAUGUUGCAGACUGACGUAGAGGAGCUUAAGGCGCGCUUAGACGAGAAGAGCCGCCUGGUGGAAAAGAAGACCGCAGCAGCUUUGGCCGCUGCGCACGAGUUGGCAGAAUUACGAGACCACUCCGAGAUCAAGGAUAGGAAGAUCAACGUGCUGCAGCGAAAGAUCGAAAACCUUGAAGACCUGCUGAAAGAAAAAGAUAAUCAAGUAGACAUGGCUAGAGCUAGGCUCAACGCCAUGCAAGCGCAUCACUGCUCCUCUGAAGGCGCCCUCUCGUCCCUCGAAGAAGUCAUAGGAGACAAAGAGAAACAAAUCCAACAACUCCGCGAACAACGAGACAGGGCGGAGCACGAGAAGAACGAGGAGCGAGAGCUCCACGAGAGAGAGAUAGCAGAUUACAAGAUGAAACUCCACGCUCUUGAAAGUGAAGUCGAAAAGUUAGGAGCAAGACUCGAGAGAGCCCAAGCCGAGAAGGACAGACUCGAAGCUAAAUUAGAAAGCUCUCAGUCGGAACUAGGCAAGUCUAAAGCGGAGCUUGACAAAGCGGCAAGCGAGGUGGGAAGGUCCGGGGCUGACUGGGAAGCCGCAAAACAACGUCUAGCCAGACUUGAGCUUGAAAACGAACGGCUGAAACACGAACUCGAACGCUCGCAGACCACAUUCGGCAGAAGCACAUUAACAACGUCCCAGGAGCUGGACAGAGUGCAAGAGAAGGCGGAUAAAAACGCCGCAGAGUUGAGACGUACUCUUGCAGAGCUGAGGGUGACGCAAGCAGACGCAGAGAGAGCGCAUUCGGAGGCCUCUGGGCUUCAAGACAAGCUCGAGAAGAGUCAGGGUGAGGUGUACCGCCUUAAAGCCAAGCUGGAAAAUGCACAAACGGAACAGGACAGCUUGAAAGAAGAAUAUGAUCGCGUCCAAUCCAGCAUCAGCCGCCUCCACUCCGAGCGAGACAAGGCCACCGCCGAGCUGGACAAAGCCCGGGAAGAGCUGGAGCGAACGCAGGCGACCCUCGGCAAGGCCCAGCUGCAGCAGGAUAAGCUGCAGGCCUCGCUGGACAACGCGCACUCGGAGAUCGACAAGCUGCAAGAAAAGCUGGACAAGGCUGCUGCCGAAGUCAGAAAGCUACAAGUGGACAGAGAGAAGCAAUCGUACGACUUCGAAUCCCUACAAUCCCAGCUCGACAAGGCUCUGGGCCAGGCCGCGCGGCUGCAGAAGGAAAGAGACACCGCACAACUAGACUGCGACCGCUACAGGGACAAGAACGACAAGGCACAAGCCCUAGUAGCCCGCAUCCAGAAAGAGCGAGACGCCGCGCUAGCGGAAGCGGCGAGCUGCCGAGAGCGCGCCGAGGCCGCCGCGGCCGCAGCCAAUCGCGCCGCGCGAGACAGAGACAGCGCGGCCACCGAGCUGGACGUGCUUAGAGAGAGAUGGGAGAAGGCGCAUCAGCAGCACCAAAAACUUACGAUGGAGCGUGACGAUGCCCUCACAGAGACCGAGAUCCUCAAGGAGAAGCUCGACAAGGCGCUCUACUCCACGCAGAAGACCAUCGAGGAGAAGGAGACCGCCCACAAGGAGUACGAGAAAAUGCUAGAAAAGUAUGAUAGAUCACAGAAUGAAAUCUACAGACUCCAGAAUAAGAUAGACAUUCUCGAAGCGGACAAAGACCGAUUGGAACUCGAACUGGAGAAACACUUACACAUGUCCACCAAAUCGAGGGACGAUCAGAGAAAGCUGCAAGACGAACUGUCGAGAUUGCAAGAAAUGUACGAUCGAGCGUCUUUACAACUGGGCAGGACCAAAGAACAGGAAGAAAAGGCGAAGGAGGACAUGGACAGGCUAAGUGUCGAUAUAGAAAUGGUACGGGACCGGUACGAGAAAUCGCAGAUAGAACUCCGAAGGCUCCAAGCGGAAAAGGAGAAGCUUGUCGGUGAUAGUGAACGUUUGCAAUUCGAAUACGACCGCGCGAUGACUCAGUGCGGCAAGGCGCAGGCUUCCAACGAGAAAACGCAGGAAGAAAUGGCAAGAGUGCAAAUAGAGCUCGAAAAGAUGUACGACAAGCACGACAAAGUGUCCGCGGAACUUAGAAGAGUACAGGCUGAACUAGACAAAGUCAAACAGGACGCGUCGGGCGCGAAAGAAGAGGCCGAGCGGUACGCGGCACGAUACGGGAAAUACCAUGACACGAAGGAAGAACAUGAGAGAACUAAGAUGGAGCUGGAGCGGCUUCGCGUGCGGUUAGAGAAGACCACGCUAGACUUGGAGCGCGCCCGCAAGGCCGAGGAGGAAGUCACCCGGCUGCGUUCGGAGCUCGAACGCACCGAAGGCAUGCGAGGUAAAUACCAAUUCGAACAGGACAAGUGGACCAACGAGUUAACGCGAGUGCAAGCUGAGUUGGACAAGCAACGCGAACGCUUCGACGCGGCGCAAGUUGAAAUCCAGCGUCUACAAGCCGAAAAGGAGCAAGCGGAGACUAAGUUGCACGAGUCGAAUAUACAACUAGAGCUAUCCAAGACUGAAGUAACGAAGCUAAGUGCGGCGUUAGAGAAGCAAAGGGCAGAACUUGAACGCGCUCAUAUUGAGUGCGAAAAGUUCCGGGAUAGAUGUGAGAAGCUUAAGCUACGAUCGGAUCAGCUCGACAAAGACAACGAGCGACUCAAAGGUGAACUGCAGCAGAUUGAAAGGAUGAAGCUCCAGGCCGUAGCUGGAGACAAGGCUAGGACUGAGGACCGAUUGGAGAUCGAACGUCUUCGAGACAAACUUGAAAAAGCCAUCCAGGCAAGAGAUUCCACAGAAAUGGAAGCCGGUCGUCUAGCGAAGGAACUAGAAAAGUCGCAGAUACAUCUCGCGAAAUAUCAGGAAACGAAUGAGUCUACACGAGUUGAAUACGAGAGGAUGACAAAUGAGUUAGGCCGCAUGCAUGAACGCCUCGAACGCACGAUCUUGGAGAUGAGACAGAUUGAACAAGAGAGGGAUGCGCUGCGAGCCGAGAUCCAGAACACGAGGCGCAACAUUGAACAGCAACAGCGAACCCUGGAUCACCGAACGCAAGAAACCCUAGUUAAACUCCAGCAAGAAUUGGCGCAGUCUGUCCGGGACAGAGAAAAGAUGGCCUCUAUAUUAGAGCAGAGAGAUAAACAGGCAGAUGCUAUCGAAAAGCAAAUAGUCAAGUUAGAAGCGGACACGAAGCAGUUGACCAUCGAGCGCGACCAACUUGUAGCCCAAUUAGAAAAGUCCCAAGACAUGCUCGUGAACUUCCAACGCGAGCUGAACGCUUCGGAAGCGGAGCUACAAAAGCAGCGCGAAGAAGUCCGCAGACUGAAGGAGGAGCAGAGAAAGAUGGCGCAGGACCAAGAGCGCGGUACCAAAUCCGUCCUAGAGGGCAGAGAGCGUGAGAUCGCUAAACUACAGCAGCAGGUCCAAACUGUCAGUAAAGAGAGAGAUACGAUCAGACAGCGAGCCGAAGCGGCCGAAAAGCAAGCUCAGAAGGCCGGAGAAGUCGAUAAAUGGAGAGCUGCCGUUGAACAGGAGAAGACCAAGGCCAUCGCGGCGGAAAAGGCUUUAGCGGAAUGUCAACAGCGUUUACAGUCGCUAGAGAAACAGUUCCAGGCGCAGCAGCAGCAACUCGCGCAGCUGCAGCGCGCCGGCGGCGGCGACGUGCGCGCGCAGCUGGAGGCGUCGCAGGCGGAAGCGCGCGCCGUGGCCGUGGAGCGCGAGCGCUGUCAGGCGCAGCUUGAAAUGCUGGUCCAAGAGCUCGAGAAGACACAGCUCGAUCUCCACGAAGCCAACAAGAAGCUACAGGCGGCUGGCGCACAGAACGCCAAAGCUGGGGAAGAUACAGCCCAAGCUAAGAGGCAGCUCCAAGACGAAUUCAAGAAGCUGGAAGACGCGAGAAGACAGUUUGAAGAACACAGGAAAGCGGUCGAAGCGAAGAGGAAAGACGUGGAAGAGAAAGAAAAGUCGCUAGCGGAACUGGAUCGGCAGUUGAAAAAGAGGAAAGAGCAAAUGGACCAAAUGGAAGCAUCUUUGAGGAAGGCUGGCGGAAGCACGGCAGCGGUGACAGACUUGAAUCGUAAGCUGACAGACACGCAGAAGGAAGCGGAGACGAUGAAACAGCAGCUUGAACAGAGCAAGGAGGAGGCGGCCCGUCUCUCCGCCGAGACGGAGCGCCUGCUGCAGCUCGUGCAGAUGUCGCAGGAGGAGCAGGCGCAGAAGGAGAAGCAGAUGAUGGAAAUGCAACAGUCUAUAAGGAACCUCCAAGCCAAACUGAAAAGUCAGCAGCAAGCGCAAGCACAAAGAGAAGAGGCUGGACCCGCUGGCUUCCUCAAAAGCUUUUUCUAAGUUAGUCCUUCGCACCAAGACUGUCAUUCAUUUAUUUGCUCUUUCGUUUACAUUUGUUUGACGCCGACGGUUCCGUUAGCGACCCACGUCUUUCGGUAACGAGUAACACAAGUAAGCUUUACACUCGCAAUUUCGUGUUAAGUAAUGUUAUCGAUAUCGGUAUUGAGUAUAUAAUGAAGUGUUCAGAUAAUAAUAUUCCUCUCUCGUGGUCGACGUCGAGUCCGUACCCUCGACGCGGCUUGUAACAGCACACAAAUAAUAAGAUAAUUAUUAGUUUAGCGAUAAUUUUUAAGUGAUGUUUAAAGAAAAUCUAAUAAUCGUGUUCAGCGGGAAUUAUUUUUUAAGUAUUGAUAAAAAAAAACAAUUGUAAAACUGUUAAGUAAUCAUGUAUUUAGAUAGAUCGAGUAAGUUGUCCACUAGUCGAUGUUACCCAGCUUUCAAUCUUGUUAUGCGGAAUAUCAAUAACUUUAAAUAAAAAAAAUCUAUGUUGACUUUUCUCGAGUUAUUUUUGAGUUUAUAUUGUUGAAUUUUGUUGUUGAAGUAAAAACGGACUGUUUAUUGA